Lolium rigidum is the source of this 1140-nucleotide messenger RNA. Its product is annotated as ethylene-responsive transcription factor ERF109-like. The record is from RefSeq and is a predicted model, not a curated record. Bases 39 to 731 code for a protein of 230 amino acids. Gene Ontology annotation, biological process: regulation of DNA-templated transcription; ethylene-activated signaling pathway. The transcript has a single exon. Lineage: Eukaryota; Viridiplantae; Streptophyta; Magnoliopsida; Poales; Poaceae. Gene Ontology annotation, molecular function: DNA binding; DNA-binding transcription factor activity.
UCACUCUACGUCACAGCUGAGCUACACGAGCUCCCGUCAUGGUGCCGAGGCUGGAGCACGAGUUCCUGCUCCCCAACUCCGAGCAGGAGAACUCCCUCUUCCUCCGCGCCCUCAUCUCCGUCGUCUCCGGCGACGCCGUCGUCCCUACGCUGCACAUCGAGCCGUCGACGCUGCCAUUUGCCGUUGCCGCUCCCGCUGCGGCGUGCGCAAGGUGCGGCGUCGACGGGUGCCUCGGCUGCGACGUCGUCGCCACGACCGGCUCGAGCAGCGAGGGUGAAGAGUUCACCGCCGCGAGCUUUGUGAAGGAUGGCGGCGUGCGGAAGCGGCGCGCGAGGAAGGGAGGCAAGUUCAGAGGCGUGCGGCAACGGCCGUGGGGCAAGUGGGCGGCGGAGAUCCGCGAUCCGCACCGCGCCGUGCGCAAGUGGCUCGGCACCUUCGACACCGCCGCCGACGCCGCGCGCGCCUACGACGUGGCGGCGCUCGAGUUCCGCGGCCGCCGCGCCAAGCUCAACUUCCCUAUCGCCGCCGCGUCAUCAACAGCGUCGGCCUCUUCUUGGGCGGCUGCGCAGCCGCAGCGCUUUUCGGAUAGCCAUCGCGAGACCUGCUGUUCAAAGGCGUCGUCGCCGGUGCACGUGUCGUGGCUGCCGGAGCAAGGAAAACCGGUGGCGAGGGAGCAUGAGAUCUGGGGUGGGUUAUACGAGAUCAUGAUGAUGGACGAUUGCAAAUUCUGAGUUUUCGAACCUCCAUUAAUCAACACAGCUUUAGCAAUAUAGCUUGGUAGCACCGUGCUACUAGCAUGGAGCCAAUGACUUUCUCAAGGGGAUCAGUGUGACUGAAAGUGCUCCUAGCACGGAGCCAAGGACAAGGGCAUCAGUGUGACUGGCAAUAGCGUGGAAUUCGGGGUAGAACAACAAAAACCAUGGAAGGUUUAUUCGUUGCUUUGCAAGAACAAGAAAGAAGAAGCCGCCGUUCCAUGUAAAAUCAGUCCAGAUGGUCAAAUAGUUGCUUACAUUCGGUUUUGACUCUGAUUGAAGUGACUGAAACAUAUACGAAUACACCUGGAAUUUACAUCCCAGUUUUCAAAGUGUAUUUUGUCAGAUUUAGUUUUUACUCAUUGAGCAAGAACCACCUUUCAAGAUA